AUGUCCGAUCAGAGAAUUUUUGCUCGUUACAAGGCUAGCGAGAUUCGGACGGACUUGCAAACAAUUGACGUCAAAAAGAUCAAGUCCAGCGUGACCAAAAGAAAACAUGCUUUAAGAAAGAUUAUUGCCAAUCUAACUUUGGGGAACUAUGUAGAGAUGGUCGUACUUUUCCCCGAUAUUUUGAAGUUUUGGCAAAUCGAAGAUGAUCUGGAAGUAAAAAGAAUAUGUCAUGAAUAUGUUAGGACGAUUGGGGCGUUGAAGCCAAGAUUUGUAAUAGAUGCUAUGCCGUCAAUCAGAAAUGAUCUGCGAAGCAACAACGAGCAACUCCAAAUUAUGGCUCUUGAAACUUUGGUUGGGAUCCCCUUUUUUAAGUUUACGGAUGAAGCCUUUAAUUUUAUUAUGACCAUGAUUAAUAAACGGUCUUCCUCUCCUGCUCUAAUGAAAUCGGCUGUCUAUUCACUUUUACAACUGGACGAAUGGGAUCACGAAAGAGUUAUGACCUUACUCGGUGUUUUGCACGGAAUAUUUGAAGACCAUGUUGGGUUACCGACUGUUCAGGUAGCAGCUCUAAAAACGCUUUACACUUUACAUGACAAGACAAAGAACUUGAAGCCUCUCCAUAUCUCGGUAGACACUGCGCUGGAUCUGUUGGGGCUAAUUCCUCAGCUAAACGAAUGGGAUGUUUCAAACCUCUUAGAAUGUCUGGUGACAGUAGUAGUUCCUCAAACACACGAUGAUUCAUAUGAUAUGAUCGAUAUCGUAUUGCCGCAGUUGCAACAUGUAAAUACCUCGGUGGCUCUCAAAUCUCUGGAAUUUAUCGUCUAUUUACUGAACUAUGUGGAUGAGAUAAGCGAAACUGUUGUUGAUAGACUCUCCAACUCUAUUUUGACUUUGUUAGAAAAACCGCCCGAACUACAGUUCCUAAUCCUGAGGAAUAUAAUACUUUUACUUCUAACUAGGGAAAAACCAGUGGUUAAAUUAGAGGUUUCAUAUUUUUUUGUCGAAUACAACGAUCCCAUUUACAUCAAGGACACCAAACUAGAGUGUUUAUAUCUUCUAGCUAAUAGUAACACUCUCCCGCAGAUUUUGGACGAAUUGGAACAGUAUUCCACAGAUAUAGAUAUUCAAAUGUCACGAAAGGCAGUUCGCGCGAUUGGUAAUCUAGCGGUGAAAUUGGGUGCUGAGGCUGCCGAGACUUGUGUUGAUGUUUUGAUGAAUUUGUUGGAAUUUGGGGUUGACUACGUGGUACAAGAGAUCAUAUCCGUUUUUAGAAAUAUUCUGAGAAGGUAUCCCGAUAGAUUCCAGUCUGAUGUCAGAGCCAUUGUCGAAUAUAUUGAUUGUGCACAGGUGGCAGAGUCAAAGAAUGCAAUGAUAUGGAUUAUCUGCAACUACUCGCAUCUUUUGCCAAAUUACAUUGAACUAUUCGAAGUUUUUUGUUCAAAUAUAAAAAGUGAGACCUUGGAUGUACAGUUUUCAAUAUUAAAUUCGGCAAUCAAAUUUUUUGUGAGAGACCCAAGUCCACGGUUGGAAAAUAUGUGCCUCCGGCUUUUUAACUUUCUGACAGAGGACGUUAAUAACCCUGAUUUACGGAGCAGAGCAUUUUUGUAUUGGAGGUUGCUCUCUAUUUCAAAGGAACGUGUGGAUAUAUUGACGCCGGAAGUACUGAAGGAGAUUGUGGACGGGGAACUCCCUGUAAUUGAAUUGAAUACCAAACUGGAUCAGAACGUCUUGGAAGAACUGGAAUUGAACAUUGGUACUGUAACAUCAGUGUAUCUAAAACCAACUGGGCAAAUAUUUCAUACGGCAAAAACCAAACAUUUAAAAGAUAGUCCAGUAUUGAAUAGUGAGAAAGGCCAUCUCAAAAUAAUAAAGCAGGAUGAAAACGAGGGACCCAAAUACGAGACCACACUGGAGAAUAAAGGAGUCAUCAGGCAGAAACUGCAAAGGAACUCUACCAUGAACGAUUACGAUAGACCUGCAGAAAAGGUCAAUGAAUUGAAGGGGAAGAGGAAAUCGAGUACCAACAAUGCAUCUAAGUUGGCCAGGAAACCGUCUCUUCUGAUGAGAAAAUUCUCUUUGAAGAAAAAGUUUUAG
Huiozyma naganishii CBS 8797 is the source of this 2094-nucleotide messenger RNA. It is a transcript of the gene APL1, whose product is annotated as Apl1p. Lineage: Eukaryota; Fungi; Ascomycota; Saccharomycetes; Saccharomycetales; Saccharomycetaceae. Gene Ontology annotation, cellular component: membrane coat. The record is from RefSeq and is a predicted model, not a curated record. The coding region runs from base 1 to 2094 and encodes 697 amino acids. Gene Ontology annotation, biological process: vesicle-mediated transport; intracellular protein transport. The transcript has a single exon. Gene Ontology annotation, molecular function: clathrin binding.